Mytilus californianus (California mussel) is the source of this 4380-nucleotide messenger RNA. RefSeq names its product structural maintenance of chromosomes protein 1A-like. The record is from RefSeq and is a predicted model, not a curated record. Gene Ontology annotation, cellular component: chromosome; nucleus; cohesin complex. Gene Ontology annotation, molecular function: DNA binding; protein binding; ATP hydrolysis activity. The transcript is spliced from 27 exons. Lineage: Eukaryota; Metazoa; Mollusca; Bivalvia; Mytilida; Mytilidae. The coding region runs from base 168 to 3917 and encodes 1249 amino acids. Gene Ontology annotation, biological process: sister chromatid cohesion.
CUAAUCUCGGGAAAAACGAGAACAAUGGGAAGCGACGUCUGUUGGCGCUAAAAAUUUGCAUUCAUAAUGUAAACCAAAAUAUUUACAUUUUUUAACGUAGAAGCUAAAUUCGUGAUUUCUUCCAAUCACUCACCUGACAGCUAACGACAAAUAUCUUCUAGUUCAAAAUGCCAGGCCACUUGAAAUACAUCGAAGUGGAAAACUUCAAAUCAUAUCGUGGUAAACAAAAGAUUGGACCCUUCAACAAAUUUACUGCUGUCAUUGGUCCAAAUGGUUCAGGAAAAUCUAACUUGAUGGAUGCUAUAAGUUUUGUCCUUGGUGAAAAAACAUCAAACCUACGUGUAAAAAGAUUAAGUGAUCUCAUUCAUGGAGCACCAAUUGGUCAACCUGCUGCUAACAAGGCCACAGUUACAGCUGUCUAUGUUAAUGAAGAAACAGAUGAGGAUACUCACUUUACAAGAGUAAUUCAUGGUUCUUCAUCAGAUCAUAAAAUUAAUGGAAAGACAGUAUCUGCCACUGAAUAUAAUACACAACUUGAGAAGAUAGGGGUGAUAGUGAAAUCCAAGAACUUCUUAGUGUUCCAAGGUACAGUUGAAAGUAUUGCUAUGAAGAAUGCUAAAGAAAGAACACAGAUGUUUGAAGAAAUAAGCAGGUCUGGUGAGUUGAAAGAAGAGUAUGAUAAGGCCAAGGCAGAAAUGUUAAAAGCUGAAGAAGAUACUCAGUUUACUUACCACAAAAAGAAGGGUAUUGCAGCUGAAAGGAAAGAAGCUAAAAUGGAAAAAGAUGAAGCUGAAAGAUUCCAAAAGUUACAAGAACAAAUGGAUGAUAAGCAGUUGGAACUUCAGUUGUUUAAAUUAUUUUACAAUGAAAGAGACAUAGAUGAGUUGGCUGAUGAAAUAAACAGGAAAAAUACUUUGCUAGAAAAAGAAACAAGGAGAAGAGACAAAAUAGAUGAUGAAAUUAAGGAGAAAAAGAAGGAACAAGGCAGAAUGAGUAGAGAUCUGACCAAAGUUGAACAGUCUAUAAGAGAAUCUGAAGUUGAACUGAAUAAGAAACGUCCUUUAUACAUAAAAGCAAAAGAAAAGACUUCCCACAUGAUAAAAAAAGUUGAAGCCGACAAAAAAUCCCUGAAACAAGCAAAGAAAACACAUGAUAACCAUGAAAUGGAGAUAAGAGAACUGGAAAAAGAAUUGGAAGAAGUUGACAAAAAAAGGCAGGAGUUUGAAGAAAGAAUAGAAGAAGAGUCUCAGUCCCAAGGAAGAGAUUUAAAUCUAGAAGAAUCUCAGGUACAAGAAUAUCAUAGAUUAAAGGAAGAGGCUGGAAAGAGAGCUGCUAGAUAUAUGCAGGAAAUGGAUACUAUCAGUCGAGAACAAAAAUCUGACCAGGACAGAUAUGAUAAUGAAAUGAGGAAGAAAAAUGAAAUGGGUGCUAAAAUCAAACAGAAAGAAAGUGAAAUGGAAGAAAAUAGAAAAAGAGUGGAAAAGUUGAAUGAAUACAUAAGAACAAGUAAUCAGACAGUAGCUGAACAAAAAAAGAUAGAAGAAGAACUUACUGCUCAAGUAGAACAAGCUAACUCAAGAAUUUCAGAGAUUAAUGUAGAUCUAGAAUCCAUCAUGGAUCAGUUAGGGGAGGCCAAAGUUGACAAACAUGAAAGUGCAAGAGCUAUGAAGAAAAAAGAACUAUUAGAUAACCUGAAAGGUCUAUUUAGUGGAGUUCAUGGUAGACUGAUAGACCAGUGUGAACCCAGUCAUAAAAGGUACCAGAUUGCUAUCACUAAAGUUUUGGGUAAAUACAUGGAUGCUAUUGUGUGUGAUACAGAGAAGACAGCUAAAGAUUGUAUCCAAUACAUGAAAGAACAAAGGAUUGAUCCAGAGACAUUCUUACCACUUGACUAUCUUGAUGUACGAUCUGUUAAUGAAAAACUAAGGGAAAUUCGAGAACCAAAGAAUGUGAAGUUAGUGGUAGAUGUUAUAAGAUACAAUCCACCAUCCAUCAAAAAAGCUUUACUGUUUGCUUGUGGUAAUGCUUUAGUAUGUGAAACUGUUGAAGAUGCUAGACAUGUGGCAUUUGGUACUCAUGAGAGGCACAAGACUGUUGCUUUAGAUGGUACCUUAUUCCAGAAAUCUGGUGUAAUCUCAGGUGGUGCUAGUGAUUUGAAGGCAAAAGCCAGACGAUGGGAUGAGAAACAAUUAGGGCAGCUAAAAAUAAGAAAAGAAAAAAUAACUGAUGAAUUAAAAGAACACUUGAAAAUGAAGCGGAAAGAAUCAGAACUUAGCACAUACAGAUCUCAGAUUAAAGGCUUAGAAACACGUCUAAAAUACUCAAUUACUGACAGAGAUAAUACAAUGAACAAGAAUGUAUCAGCCAUAGAAAGAGAUGUAGUCCAGUAUAAUGAAAUGUUAAAACAGUUUGCUCCAAGAAUGGCAGAACUGGAAAGAAAAAUGAAAGAACGAGGGGAUGCUAUGAAAAUUAUAAAAGAUAAAAUGAACAGAGUGGAGGAUGAAGUAUUUUCUGAAUUUUGUUCUCAAAUUGGAGUUGAAAAUAUACGACAAUACGAAGAAAGAGAACUACAGAUACAACAAGAAAGGGCAAAGAAAAGACUGGAAUUUGAAAACCAGAAGUUCAGACUUCAAAAUCAAAUAGAAUUUGAAAGAUCAAGGGAUACAAUAGUGAAUGUGAAAAAAUGGGAAAAAGCUGUACAGAAUGACGAAAAAGAAUUAGAUAAAGUAAAAAAUGAUGAAGCACGACACAUGAAGAUUAUAGAAGAAGAAAUGAGUAAUCAAGAAAGAUUCAAGUCACAGAAACUAACACUUAAGUCACAAGUUGAUGAUUUUGAGUCAGAAGUAAAUGAAAUAAAGAAGCGACUGUCGUCUCAACAGAAAGAAGUUUCUGCUGCACAGAAACAGAUCUCCUCUGUAGAAACUAAGUUAGAACAGAAGAGAGCAGAAAGACAUAGUCUUUUAAAAGCUUGUAAGAUUGAUGAUAUUAAGUUACCUCUGUCAAAAGGAACGAUGGAUGAUAUAAGCAGAGAGGAUGAACCUUCUAGCGCUGUUGAUCCUCCAUCAGAAAGUACACCAGCCGACAGUAUGAGUAGUCAGGGUGCUAAAACAAUAUAUGCUAAAGAAGCACAGAUUACUAUUGAUUAUAGUUCGUUGGAUGAUGACUUGAAGGAUUUGGAUAGUGCUGAAGAAAUCAAGAAGAUGAUGACACAGUUAACAAAGAAUGUAACAGACAUGACAUCCACUUUACAGAGAAUUAAUGCUCCAAACAUGAAAGCAAUGGAAAAAUUGGAUGGGGUAAGAGAAAGAUUUCAAGAAACUGCUGAUGAAUUUGAAAAUGCCAGAAAAAGAGCCAAGAAAGCAAAGCAAGCAUUUGAGAAAGUGAGAAAAGAGAGAUAUGACAGAUUUAUGUCAUGUUUUGAACAUGUAGCCACAAGAAUCGAUGAAAUUUACAAGGCUUUAUCAAGAAACCAGGGAGCUCAGGCUUUCCUAGGUCCAGAGAACCCAGAGGAACCAUACUUAGAUGGAGUUAACUAUAAUUGUGUGGCACCAGGAAAGAGAUUUAGACCUAUGGAUAAUUUAUCUGGAGGAGAGAAAACAGUGGCAGCUUUAGCUUUGUUAUUUUCAAUACAUAGUUUCCAACCAGCUCCAUUCUUCGUAUUAGAUGAGAUAGAUGCUGCAUUAGAUAACACCAAUAUUGGCAAAGUAGCAGCUUACAUCACAGAACAAUCAAGGGCUUCCUUCCAGUGUAUAGUCAUUUCUCUGAAGGAAGAAUUCUUUAACAGAGCAGAUUCACUUAUAGGAAUUUAUCCUGAGCCAGGAGAUUGUAUUGUGAGUAAUGUGUUAACAUUAGAUCUGACCACUUACCCAGAGAAACAAGAAAAUGAUACAGACAGUCCUAAUAAACCACAACGGUGAAAUCACAUUAACCGCACUUGAUUAUAAAGUUCAAAGAACAUGUAUUGAAUUUUAUUCUUUAAAAAAAAAUGAAGAAAGCAAGUAUUGGUUUUAUUAAAGCUGUAUAUUUGUAAUUUAAGUUGGAAAUAUAUAUUUUCGUUUUAUUGUAAAGCAUACCUGUUUUCUUUUAACCUUGUAAAUGAAUUUCUCUGUAAAUUUCUAAGGGUUAAUUUUAAAUGCGAAGGCUAAAAUUGAUAAUUCCAUAAAACUACUGCAAUAUUCAUCGUUAAUAAUGUAUGCCAACACCAUAAUGAUCACAACUUUGUAAAUAGUCCAUAGAUAUAUGUAAUCAUUGUAAGUGUUCAUAGUGUAGAUUAUGAUUUCAUAUGAAGGUCAACAUGACUGAAUCAAGAAUCACAUUCAUUAGUUUUUGUUGUUACUACAUUCUUGUCGAUUAAAAAAAAAAAAAACAAUUUAAAGCUGU